Lodderomyces oxycetoniae is the source of this 1854-nucleotide messenger RNA. RefSeq lists its product as uncharacterized. Gene Ontology annotation, molecular function: poly-pyrimidine tract binding; pre-mRNA 3'-splice site binding. The record is from RefSeq and is a predicted model, not a curated record. The transcript has a single exon. NCBI's taxonomy places the organism in Eukaryota, Fungi, Ascomycota, Pichiomycetes, Serinales, Debaryomycetaceae. Gene Ontology annotation, cellular component: U2-type prespliceosome; nuclear speck; commitment complex. The coding region runs from base 1 to 1854 and encodes 617 amino acids.
AUGUCGACAACUCCGCCUGCGAGAGAGCUUUCGAGGAAGAGGAACUUGGAUGAUACUAACGAUGACCUAUCAGCGAGGUCGGCUCGUUCAAUAAGGUCAAGAGAUCUGUCUUAUAACACUUCGUACUGGGCAUCAACAGGACAGCCGAAUAGAUCACACCACACCAAUGGUGGACCACAUUUUCACCAUCAGAAUCAGAGAGGGGGCUAUGUGAAUCAAGACAACGGGGCGUAUUAUAGGGAUCGUGGUAGAGAGAGAUACGUAUCUGGAGGAUCACAACAGUUUAGGCAAGGAGGACAUCGUCGCAACGACAACUACGAAAGAGGUGGGUAUAAUGAAAGAGAAAGAGAAAGAGAAAGAGAAAGAGAAGGAGAAAGGGAGCGGUAUCCACCACGAAGACAGGUAUAUGAUAACAACCGGGCAGGAUCCAACCAUCAUUUGCCGCCCCCUUUGAAUGCUUCUGCUUCUAAAGCUGAGCCACCAGUGAUGGAGAAAAAGACUAAACUGAUGGUGGAGGAUGAGAUCAAGGAGUUGGAGGCGGUGUUGAAAAAACUUGAAAAUGUGCCUUCAAUAGAUGAUAUCAAGGUUAUUGACUCUAGAUGGGGUAUCAAACCUAAAGGGUUUGAGCAAGUAAGUGCACCAAGAGCCAAGUUGUCGGGAUUAUUUCCCUUACCAGGGUUCCCAAGACCAGUUGACUUUACAAAGUUGGAGGGUUUAAUUAAAGACAGGCUAACAAACAGGAACGAUAUAUUAAACGAAACUUCUAAAAUCGAUCCUGUAGAUUCUCGUGUUGCUAAAACAUUGAUUAUCAAUAACAUAGAAGAGAUUAACUACUUGAAGAUUGUUGAGUUUUUUAAUGACUAUUUGAAAAUGAUAGAUUUUGAACAAGGCUCUACCAAUAACAUACACAGCAAAAGGAAGCUUAAUGAUGAAAAAACAUUGAUUAUUGAAUUCAACAACAGCGAAUGUACAACUAUAAUAUUUGCAUUAAAUGGAACUCAAUUAUUGUUCAAUGCUUAUAAGCGAGAUGACGUCUCCAGGAAAGAAGUGAAUGAAAAGUUUAAGUUACAGAUUAGUCGACCUAAAGAAUAUGUUGUCCAGGAUGAAGGAUUAAACAACAACAACAAUAAUAAUAAUAAUAAUAAUAGUAGUAAUAAGGAAAGGAAGGAAGAGGACGAAGAGGACGAAGAGGUGCUUGAAACAGUUUCGGAAAACCCACGAAAGAUAUCAUUAGUCAUUGCUUCUAGUGCUACUUCAGAUUACGUAAGGGAAGAACUUGUGAAAAAUAUAGCACCUCUACGAGGUAUGCGCUAUUAUAGGCAAAAGGGAACAAAGGAGCCUCUUGGUUUGGUAUUUGUUGAAUUCAAAAGGGAAGUGGAGGAUGUUUUGAGUAAGCUCAAAAACUUACCAUUUGUGGAGAACGCCUCGUUUGCUUGUCUUGGCAGUGCUACUCCAAUCCAGCAAGGUACGAUUGAUUAUUAUACGUUGCCCAAGCUCGUUUGUAAUGAAACAGUUCAACCUCAUAUCAAAUCAAAUGUGAUACAACUAAUUAAUGUGCUAUCGACGAAGGAUUUACUCAAUGAUGGCGAAAUUGCAUUGAUUGCUGAAGAUGUAAGAGACGAAGCAAGUAAAUACGGUAAGGUGGUUUCGAUGAAGAUACCAAGACCUGUGAAUGAUUUAGCACCAGGUUUCCAACAUUUCAAAACGCCAGGUUUAGGAAAAAUCUUUAUUGAGUAUCAGGAAAAAGAGUCUGCUUUUCAAGCAAUAAUGGAGCUUUCUGGAAGACUGUACAAUGACAGAACAGUUUUGGCCACGUAUUUUGAUUGCGAUGAUUAUAGAAAGGGUUUGCUAUAG